Ilyonectria robusta is the source of this 2464-nucleotide messenger RNA. Its product is annotated as tRNA synthetases class I, catalytic domain-containing protein. The transcript is spliced from 6 exons. Bases 277 to 2175 code for a protein of 632 amino acids. Gene Ontology annotation, molecular function: ATP binding; glutamine-tRNA ligase activity. The record is from RefSeq and is a predicted model, not a curated record. Gene Ontology annotation, biological process: translation; glutaminyl-tRNA aminoacylation. Gene Ontology annotation, cellular component: cytoplasm; cytosol. NCBI's taxonomy places the organism in Eukaryota, Fungi, Ascomycota, Sordariomycetes, Hypocreales, Nectriaceae.
GUAUGCUACUAUUUUAAUGCGAUUUAUGGCGGUGCUUCUCGUCGGAGCUUAUCUUUGGCUUACACCGGCGUUAUCUGUCGCCGAGGUGACUAGAGUCUGAGCUUUUGCGGUGUAUGACAUCGCAGCCCCUCCCCCACCAAACACCAACGAUCUCCCGACAUCUGCCCAAAAUAACCCCACCAUAAAACUCCAACACGGUAACACACCGAUCCCCAAGAUAUCAUCACCAGCACGCAAACCUCAAACGUAGCGAUCGAUCGCUUUCCCGACUUCGCCAUGGCGGACCCAAUCGCAGAGGUCACCGAGGCCACCGUCAAGCUCGUCCUUGACGAUGCGACGGGCGAGAUGGUCACCAGGAACGAGCUCAAGAAGCGCACCCAGAAGCGCGCCAAGAAGGCCGCGAACCAGGCUCGCACCAAGGAGGCCGCCGAGCAGCGAGAGAAGAACCCCAAGGCUGCGGUGCCAAAGCCCAAGGCUCAGGAACCCACGCAGCUCGACCCCGAUGCCAUGUUCAAGCAGGGCUUCCUCUCCGACGUCUACAAGGAGCGGGCUGUGACGCCCGUCGUCACUCGAUUCCCCCCCGAGCCCAAUGGUUAUCUUCACCUGGGACACGCCAAGGCUAUUGCCAUUGACUUUGGCUUUGCUCGGUUCCAUGGCGGCCAGACGAUUCUUAGGUUCGACGAUACCAACCCCGAUGAGGAGGAAGAAAUCUACUUCGAAUGGAUCAUCAAGAUUGUCAAGUGGUUGGGAUUCACCCCCAGCGCCAUCACGUACUCGAGCGACUACUUCCAGAAGCUCUUCGACCUGGCCAAGGAGUUGAUCAAGAAGGAGAAGGCAUAUGUCUGCCACUGCCAGGAGGCUGAGAUUAAGCUCCAGCGCGGAGGCAAGGACGGCAAGGAGGGUCCCCGCUACCGCUGCAAACACGCCGAGCAGGAUAUCGAGACCAACCUGCAGAAGUUCCAGGACAUGCACGACGGAAAAUACGAGCCCCAGACGGCGUUCCUCCGCAUGAAGCAGGACAUCGAGAACGGCAACCCCCAGAUGUGGGAUCUUGCCGCCUACCGAAUUCCCAAGAAGAAGACGCAGCACGUCCGCGCCCCUGAGUGGAAGAUGUUCCCUACCUACGACUUCACCCACUGCCUGGUCGACAGCUUCGAGAACAUCACCCACAGUCUGUGCACUACCGAGUUCAUUCUGUCCCGGGAAAGCUACGAGUGGCUAAACAAGUCUCUUGAGGUCUACGAGCCUAUGCAGCGCGAGUUCGGCCGACUAAAUGUCAGCGGAACCAUCAUGAGCAAGCGAGCUCUGAAGAAGCUGGUGGAAGGCGGCAUAGUCCGAGGCUGGGAUGACCCUCGACUCUACACUCUUAUCGCCAUUCGACGCCGAGGUAUUCCCCCAGGCGCCCUCCUGGCCUUCAUCAACGAGCUCGGUGUUACCACAGCCAAGACCAUUAUCCAGAUUGUUCGGUUCGAGCAGACCGUGCGCCGUUACCUCGAGUACACCGUGCCCCGUCUCAUGAUGGUCCUCGACCCCCUCCCUGUCACCAUUGAGGACAUCGAGGAGACCCAGGAACUCGACGUCCCCUACUCCCCCAAGGACGCUAAGUUUGGCACCCACAAGGUGCGCCUUACUAAGACUGUCUAUAUCGACCGAUCCGAUUUCCGCGAGGAGGACAUCAAGGGCUACUUCCGCCUGGCCCCUGGUAAGACUGUUGGUCUUCUUAACGUCCCUCACCCCAUCAAGGCCACUUCAUUCACCAAGGAUGAGACAACUGGCCAGGUCACCGGUGUCAAGGCCGUCUUCGACAAGGAGUCGAAGCCCAAGACAUACAUCCAGUGGGUGCCCGAUAACUCCAUCAAGCUGGAGGUUCGUAUCCAGAGCCCACUCUUCAAGUCAGACGACCCCAUGGCCGCUGAGGGUGGAUUCUUGAACGAUGUCAACCCCAACAGCGAGACUGUCUACACCGAGGCUCUGAUUGAAGAGGGCUUCAACGAGGUGCGCAAGAAGGCCCCUUGGCCGGUCACCGCAGGCGAGGACGGCGGCGACAGCGGCCCUGAGACUGUCCGAUUCCAGGCCAUGCGUGUUGCCUAUUUCGCUAUGGACUCUGAUAGCACAGACGACAAGAUUGUGCUGAACCGGAUUGUAUCUCUGAAGGAAGACUCUGGAAAGAACUAGAUAGAUGGCUUGCCUGGUGCAUGAAUCAAAUGAACUUCUACAAACCCAGUCUUAUUUUGUGAUGACUAUUAGUUCUAGUGAAUUUUUCGACCGGAAUUCUACGAACCUUAGGUCGAGCAAAUAGGUUAAGCCGCAAAGCGUUGUAGAUGGAAACUGGUUCUGUCUCAAAAUGAGCAUUGCAAUUCGCACACACUCAAAAUGCUACUCGCACACUCAAGGACAUCAACAAUUUUACCAGCAAGUCUCAAUAAUAUAAUACCUAUUCGUAAGUAAACCUAAUAAAUUAAAU